AUGGAGGGCGACGACAAGAACGGGCACCUUGGCCCUGGAGACUUCGACAACGCGAACGGCGGCAAGCGAGAGUCCAGGAUCGACAAGUACGCCAAGCGCAGCUCCCAGAUGUUCAUCCCGUACAGCGUCGUCGAUUUCCGCCACUCGCAGCUUCCGCCUGAGAGGUCCCCCGCAUACCCUCAACGAUCUUUCCAGGACGACGAACGCCAACUGACGAGAAUCGACUCCGUUGACACAAUCACGGCCGAGAAGCAGGCCGCUGCUGUUCAUGAAGAGGAGGUCCUCGGAAGCACUGAGAUCUACGACAAGGACGGCAACAUUCGGUUCAUCCCUACUCCUACUCCUGAUCCCAAGGAUCCUCUGAACCUCCCUGAAUGGCGAAAAUGGCUAGCUGUUGCUUCCCUCUGCUUCUUCGGCUCCGUCUCUCUCGCUGCUGAGAUUGCUGUGGCUGGUCUUCUGCCUGUCUUCAUUCUGGAGUACUCUGGUGUCGACCCGGCCUCGACCCUCAAGCACGCCGAUCUCAAGGGCAACCCGGACCCCCUCGGUGUCGUUCCGCCAGGAGUUACGCCCGUCUCUCUGGCAUCUGUUUCUCUACUUGCGACCAUUCCCAUGCUCAGUAACGGCAUCGCAACUUACCUCCUUGUUCCUCUUACUGCAGCUAUCGGAAGACGUCCUGUCCUCGUCCUGACAUCGGCUUUCUCCUGGGCUGGUGGCUUCUGGGCGGGGUACAGUCAGUCGCUUACCAGCCACAUCGCUGCGAGAGUCUUCCAUGGCCUUGGUUCCGGUGCUGUCGAAGCCUUGCUACCCCUAAUCGUUCAGGACAUGAUGUUCCUGCACAAGCGAAACAAGGCAGUUGCUUCCAUCAUUGCCAGUCAGGGCCCAAUGAUCGUCCUCUUCGGUAUCCUCGGUCCGUACAUUGCUGUCAACUGGAACUGGCGUUGGAUCUACUGGAUCACGUCUGCCGUCGGUGUUUUGACCUGGGUCAUGCUCAUUCUCUUCGUUCCCGAGACGAUCCGCAAGAGAUCCAAGGCAGAGCUGGCCGGACACGAGAUUUGGCCCAUCGCACCGGGCGAAAACAGAACCCAGCUGGACUACGCCACCUACGGCGAGCGCACGAGGUGGGAUGAUAUUGGUUUCUUCCAGUAUGGCACCCAUUGGAAGGAUGCUGGCAUGCAGAUCAUCGACACCAUCAAGACGACCAUGUUCCCCGCGGUUUUGUGGUGCACUCUCCUGCAGGUUGCUUUCGGAAUGGUCAUGGGUGCCACCGGGCAGGCCACUUCGUUUGCUCUUUUGGCUGCUGGAAUCCCUUUCGAACUCACCGGUCUCUCUCAAAUCCCCCAGAUCCUAUCAACCGUCGUCGUCUUCAUCAUUGGCGGUCCGGUAGCCGAUGCUGUGUCUCUAUGGAUCUCGAAGAAGAAAGGUGGCCGAGAGCCCGAAUAUCAGCUUCCCAACCUCAUCCUACCGAUCGUUUUUGCCAUCACGGGUGCCCUCGUCUUUGGCUACGCCGACCAAAACGGCCUUCAUUACUCGAUUUUGCUUCUCGGCACCUUUUUCCUCAUGACUUCCACCUUGAUCACUGCCCCUAUCGUGCAGAACUUUGUCAUCGAGAGUUACCCCCAGUGGGCCGGCCCAGUACUCGUCAACGUUUCGACUCUUCGUGUCUUCAUUUCGUUCCCUCUUAAUACGCAAGUCACUACCUGGCUUCAGGCCCUAGGUCCCAUGACGUUUACUAUCUACUUGUCGAUUGUACUCCUGGCUGUGUCUACUGGCAUUCCGCUCCUCUUCGUCUUUGGCAAGAAGCUUCGGAUCAAGACGUCCAGCAAGGUCACCAAGAAGGCUUAG
Messenger RNA from Colletotrichum karsti, 1842 nucleotides. Its product is annotated as major facilitator superfamily transporter. Gene Ontology annotation, molecular function: transmembrane transporter activity. The transcript has 6 exons. The record is from RefSeq and is a predicted model, not a curated record. Lineage: Eukaryota; Fungi; Ascomycota; Sordariomycetes; Glomerellales; Glomerellaceae. Bases 1 to 1842 code for a protein of 613 amino acids. Gene Ontology annotation, biological process: transmembrane transport.